This is a messenger RNA of Ustilaginoidea virens, 1557 nucleotides long. RefSeq lists its product as uncharacterized. NCBI's taxonomy places the organism in Eukaryota, Fungi, Ascomycota, Sordariomycetes, Hypocreales, Clavicipitaceae. Gene Ontology annotation, cellular component: cytoplasm. Gene Ontology annotation, molecular function: allantoinase activity. Gene Ontology annotation, biological process: purine nucleobase catabolic process. The transcript has 2 exons. The record is from RefSeq and is a predicted model, not a curated record. The coding region runs from base 1 to 1557 and encodes 518 amino acids.
AUGGCCGCCAGCCCAGCCCGCGGCCCGCUCGUCCUCGUGUCCAGCCGCGCCGUCAUCCCCCAGCCGGGAGGCGGGCUGGCCGUCUCGCCCGCCACCGUCGCCGUGUGCCCCGCCUCCGGCAAGAUCACGUCGGUGGUGCCGGCCGUCCUCCCGCGCAGCAGCUUCCCCCCCGACGCCACGUACGUGGACCAUUCGCCCCGGCUCCUGCUCCCGGGGCUGGUCGACGCGCACGUGCACCUCAACGAGCCGGGCCGCACCGCCUGGGAGGGCUUCUGGACGGGCACCCGCGCCGCCGCCGCCGGGGGCGUCACCACCGUCGUCGACAUGCCCCUCAACGCGGUGCCGCCCACGACGACCGUCGCCGCCCUCGCCGAGAAGCUGGCCGCCAGCAGGGGCCGGUGCUGGGUCGACGUCGGCUUCUACGGCGGCGUCGUCCCCGGAAACGCCGCCCACCUGCUGCCGCUGGUCGAGGCGGGCGUGCGGGGCUUCAAGUGCUUCCUGAUUGAUUCCGGCGUCGACGAGUUUCCCGCCGUGACCGGCGCCGACGUGGCCCUGGCGAUGGAGACGCUCAAGGACGCCGCCACCACGCUCAUGUUCCACGCCGAAAAGGAGGAGGACGUGGAGCACCAGCAGCAGCGUCAGCGGCAGCAGGCGGGCCGCGCCGACGACGCCGACGUCACGGCCUACCAGACCUUCCUGGACUCGCGGCCGCCGGCUCUCGAAACCGCCGCCGUGCGGGACAUCCUCGCCGCCGCACACGUCGCCCCCUCGCUCCACCUGCACAUUGUCCACCUCUCGGCGACGCAGUGCAUCCCGCUCCUCCGAGCCGCCCGCGCCGAGGGCGUCAACGUCACCGCCGAGACCUGCUUCCACUACCUGGGCUUCGCGGCCGAGGACAUCCCCGCCGGCGACACGCGCCACAAGUGCUGCCCGCCCAUCCGCGACCGCCGCAACCGCGACCGCCUCUGGGACGAGCUGCUCGCCCCCGACUCGUGCAUCCGGACCGUCGUGUCGGACCACUCGCCCUGCACGCCGCAGCUCAAGCUCCUGCCCCCGGGGCUCUGUCCCGCCCCCUCCCCCUCCUCCUCCUCCUCCGACGACGACGCCGCCGCCGCCGCCGCCGCAUCAUCCCCCGCCAGCCGCCAGGCCGGGGACUUCCUCUCCGCCUGGGGCGGCAUCUCCUCCGUCGGCCUGGGCCUCUCCAUCAUGCACUCCAUGGCCAAGCGGCGGGGCGGCGCGCCCGCCAUCGCCGACAUUGUCCGUCUCUGCUGCCAGGCCCCGGCGGAGCAGGUCGGGCUGUCGCACCGCAAGGGAGCCCUGCGGCCCGGCCUGGACGCCGACAUUUGCGUCUUUGACGACGCCGACGUGUGGACCUUCUCCCAGCCCGACAUGCGCUGGAAGAACAGGUGCUCGCCGUGGGAGGGCCACGAGUUCACGGGCAGGGUCACCGAGACGUGGUUGCGAGGACGGCGGGUGUUCCAGCUCGGCGGGCCCAACGACGGCUUCGUGGAGCCGACGCCGUCCGGCGAGGCGAUUACCGAGAGGAGAGUCGUCUGA